UUUCUAACCUAAAUCUGAAAUCCGAGGUACGCGGCCGUUCGAGCUCCGGGCCGCUCGCUCAAAUAUUUAUAAAUAAAACACACGAAAUUUUUUAUCCAAACUAAAAAGCACGAAAAAACACAUUUCUACUUCACAAUCCUGUGUUUUAAUACCCAAAUAUGUGUUUAAGAAGUGUUCUUUUCGCGAGUGUUUUGUUUUUUAUGUGAAAGUGAAUUUUUUCGGGCCAUGGAAUGAGUUUGUGUGUAGAAAUGGUGAGGGCAGUGGUGUGUUACAUUGCUGGAUUUGUUUAAAGAUCGGAUUCUUUCUGCUAAUAGGUUAAAAUGGCAGACCAGCCCCAAACGACGGGGGCCACCACUCCUGGGGCUGACAGCGUGGUGGACCCCACAUUAGCCACCACCACCCCGGCCCCCAGAAAGCAAGCGAGGCCGCGGGGCAAGCCGCAACCAGAGAAACCGAAGCGAAGUUUAUUCUGUUUAGGACUUAAGAAUCCCUUGAGGAAACUGUGUUAUGAUAUAGUGGAAUGGAAACCAUUUGAAUAUAUGAUAUUGACAACGAUUUUUGCAAACUGCAUAGCUUUAGCGGUGUUCACGCCCUAUCCGUCCAGUGACACUAAUAAUACUAAUCAAAUAUUGGAAAAAGUAGAAUGGAUAUUUAUGGUAAUAUUUACGGGAGAAUGUAUAAUGAAGAUUAUAGCGUACGGCUUCCUGUUCCACCCUGGAGCGUAUCUUCGGAACACGUGGAACAGUUUGGAUUUUACUAUAGUUACUAUUGGUAUAGCGAGUAUGAUUCUACAAUAUAUUUCGAGAGACUCCUUCGACGUGAAGGCUUUGAGAGCCUUCAGAGUGUUGAGACCUCUGCGAUUGGUUUCUGGAGUGCCAAGUUUACAAAUUGUGUUAAACUCCAUCUUGAAGGCUAUGGUGCCAUUGUUCCACAUAGCUUUCUUGGUGCUCUUCGUGAUCAUCAUCUACGCCAUCAUCGGCUUGGAGCUGUUCUCUGGGAUCCUGCACGAGACGUGCUUCCUAAACGGAACGAAAGAUGAAAUAAUAGACGACCCAAGUCCUUGUAAUAGUGAACCGGGAGAUUUCGGCUACAAAUGUCCUCCCAACUACGAGUGCAGAGGAGAUUGGGAGGGAAUCAACUAUGGCAUCACCAACUUCGACAACAUUGGCUACGCCAUGCUCACUGUCUUCCAAUGCAUCACUCUUGAGGGAUGGACUGAUAUUAUGUAUGCUAUCUCCAACGUCAAAGGCAACACCUGGCCUUGGAUCUACUUUGUGACGCUGGUCAUCUUCGGCAACUUCUUCGUGAUGAACCUUAUUCUUGGUGUGUUGUCUGGAGAGUUCUCCAAAGAAAGAGAAAAGGCGAAGAAUCGUGGUGACUUCCAAAAAUCUCGUGAGAGACAGCAGUUUGAAGAAGACUUAAAAGGUUACUUAAAUUGGAUAACUGUAGCCGAAGAAUUGGACCUUGAAAAUGAUCAGGGCCAGAAGGAUGAUGAUCAAGAUUCUCAAGAUAAAAAAGACAGAAAAAGUAACGAAGGAUCUCAAAGCAAUAUAAAUACGAGUACAGAACAGGGACACGCAUCGACUUGUAAAGUUUACUGCAGGAGAUUCGACAAGGUCAAUCGGCGAUUACGAAGGACGUGUAGGAAAGCUGUGAAAUCACAAACUUUCUACUGGGCCAUCAUUGUACUUGUAUUUCUAAAUACUUUAGUACUGGCCACUGAACAUCAUGACCAACCCUACUAUUUAGACUACUUCCAAGAAUACGCGAACUAUUUGUUCGUCGUACUAUUUACAAUGGAAAUGUUGGUGAAGAUGUAUGCACUGGGAUUGCAAGGUUACUUCGUCUCCUUGUUCAAUCGGUUCGACUGUUUCGUCAUGUUCUGCUCCAUCGUGGAGUUGGCUCUGACCAUCACCAACACCAUCCCGCAGCUGGGUAUCUCCGUGUUGCGUUGUGUCCGUCUACUCCGAGUCUUCAAAGUUACUAAAUACUGGCGUUCUCUCUCCAACUUAGUCGCAUCUCUUCUUAACUCCAUCCAGUCUAUCUUCUCCCUUCUUCUGCUGCUUUUCUUGUUCAUCAUGAUAUUUGCUCUGCUGGGCAUGCAAGUGUUUGGAGGAAGAUUUGACUACGAACCGGAGGAGGAGAAAGAGAGGCAUAACUUUGACUCUUUCUGGCAAGCUGUGCUGACAAUGUUUCAGAUAUUGACUGGUGAAGAUUGGAAUGCUGUGAUGUACCACGGUAUCAAUGCGUACGGUGGAGUCGGCACGCCCGGCAUGUUGGCAUCUAUCUAUUUUAUUGUUAUCUUCAUUUGUGGUAACUACAUCUUACUAAACGUGUUCUUGGCUAUCGCUGUCGACAAUUUGGGAGAUGCUGAAGAGAUGGACGAAAUUCAAAAAGAAAAAGAUGAAGCAGAGAAUCCAGAGGCAGGUAACCCUCAACUGGAUGAGGAGAGAGGCGAGACUGAUGACGAAUAUGUGAACGAAGAGGAGGCUUAUUCUGGUGAAGACCGGCCAUACAAGAAAUAUAAAAGGGUUCCCAGGUCAGAAAGCGAAGUGACUGGUUCAGAAGAAGAAGUAGAAGAACAGGAGCAAGAAGUAAGAGAUGAAGCCAACAAUACUCUUGUUCAAAAUGAGAAGAAACAAAAUGGAGAUAUAAAGAAAGAAGAAUCCCCGAAACGCACGACGGCGGCCAUGUCGGCUCGACCUCGACGGUUAUCUGAAGUGGAAAUGAAAAAUGAAGACAAGCCCAUCCCUGAAGGCAGUAGCUUCUUCAUCUUCUCUAAUACUAAUUGGUUCAGAGUGACAUGUUACAAAAUCCAGAAGAAUUCAUGGUUCAAGAAUUUGAUUCUGCUCUGCAUUCUAGCGUCUUCUCUUAUGUUGGCCAUGGAAGACCCUGUCGGUAGUAAGAGCAGUGAACUGCAGACUGAGAUCCUCCGUAAAAUAGAUUACUUCUUCACCACAGUGUUCACAGUGGAACUGCUCCUGAAGGUCAUCACAUACGGCUUCAUCCUACACAAGGAUGCUUUCUGCAGAUCUGCAUUCAAUCUGCUUGACUUACUUGUCGUUAUUGUGUCUUUGAUUUCCUUGGAUGGGUCCAAAAACACAGUGUCAUUCAUUAAGAUUUUGAGAGUUUUCCGUGUGUUGAGACCUUUAAGAGCAAUCAACAGAGCCAAAGGAUUGAAGUAUGUUGUCAAGUGUGUAUUUGCUUCAAUUAAGUCAAUUGGAAAUAUAUUUAUUAUAAAUCAUAUGUUGCAAUUUAUGUUCGCUGUUGUCGGUAUACAGUUGUUCAAGGGUAAAUUCUAUAGAUGUACAGAUAUCACCAAGGUGACUGAAGAACAGUGCAAGGGUACAUACUUGAUUUACAAAAAUGGCAAGCUGGCCAUUGAGGAGAGGUUCUGGAUUCGAAACAAGUUCAAUUUCGAUGACGUGCUCAACGGAAUGCUGACUCUCUUCACUGUAUCUACCUUCGAAGGGUGGCCAGGACUUCUAUCAACGUCAAUGGAUUCGAACGAGGAGCGACAUGGACCUAUCGAGAACUCCAGGCCUUUGGUCGCAUUCUUCUACAUCAGCUACAUCAUUGUUAUUGCGUUCUUCAUGGUGAACAUCUUCGUAGGUUUCGUCAUAGUAACAUUCCAGAAGGAGGGAGAGCAAGAGUUCAAGGACUGCGAGCUAGACAAGAACCAGAGGAACUGCAUUGAGUUUGCUUUGAAAGCCAAACCUGUUAGGAGAUACAUCCCCAAGCAUAGGAUCCAGUACAAGACGUGGUGGUUUGUGACGUCACAGCGGUUCGAGUACUUCAUCUUCUUCUUCAUUGUGCUGAACACCGUGGCGCUGAUGAUGAAGUUCCAUGGAGCCUCGCCGGAGUAUAAGAGGGUGCUGGAUUAUAUAAACAUGCUGUUGACUACUGUCUUCAUGUUGGAGUUUGUGUUCAAGCUCGCUGCGUUUAGAUUUAAGAACUACUUCGGAGACGCGUGGAACACCACAGACUUCAUCCUUGUAGUCGGCAGUAUUAUAGAUAUUGUGGUCACACAGGUCAACGAGAACAAACCACCAGCUGAUUUCGGACUAGUCAGCAAAGCUAAUAAAGAGGGCUCCAACCUCCUAAAAUACAUCACGUUCUUCCGUCUCUUCCGAGCCAUGCGUCUUAUAAAGCUGCUGUCCAGAGGAGAGCGGAUCAGGACUCUUCUCUGGACCUUCAUCAAGUCGUUCCAAGCGCUGCCUUACGUCGCGUUGUUGAUCGUUCUUCUGUUCUUCAUUUAUGCUGUUGUUGGGAUGCAGCUCUUCGGCAAGGUUUAUCCAGAUGAUGACGUAAUCAGCAGCAACAAUAACUUCAAGACUUUCGGUGGAGCUCUCAUGGUGCUGUUCAGAUCAGCUACAGGAGAAGCUUGGCAAGACAUUAUGAUGGCCUUAUCUCCGAACACGGACGAGAGACCUCACAAUCCGAUCCACUGCAUCAAACCAGACAGAUAUGACGAGGAGCCCGACAAGGAGAACUGCGGCACCUGGAUGGCUUUCCCUUACUUCAUCUCUUUCUCUUUGCUGUGUACUUUCUUGAUCAUCAAUCUGUUCGUGGCUGUCAUUAUGGACAACUUCGAUUAUUUAACCAGGGAUUGGUCCAUUUUGGGCCCACAUCAUCUCGACGAAUUUGUUAGGUUAUGGAGUGAAUAUGAUCCUGACGCAAAAGGAAGAAUCAAGCACUUGGAUGUUGUUACUCUACUUAGAAAAAUCAGUCCACCGCUUGGUUUCGGCAAGCUGUGUCCACAUCGGACGGCCUGCAAGCGUCUGGUGUCCAUGAACAUGCCGCUAAACUCCGAUGGAACUGUGAACUUCAACGCCACACUCUUCGCUGUCGUACGGACACAGCUGCAGAUUAAAACUACAGGUGUCAUCGACGAAUGCAACACGGAGCUCCGAGCGAUAAUCAAAAAAGUAUGGAAACGCACAUCUCCAAAACUGCUGGACCAAGUAGUGCCUCCUCCUGGCGAUCCUAACGAGAUCACAGUUGGAAAGUUUUACGCCACAUUCCUUAUACAAGACUAUUUCAGAAGGAACCAUGCAUUCAGAAAGCGCAAGGAGCAGGCUGCUGCAGCGUCACUGCAGAACAAUCAGAUGACGUUGCAAGCUGGACUGAGGACGCUGCACGAAGCUGGGCCGGAGCUGAAGAGAGCUAUAUCCGGCAACUUGGAUGAAUGUGUUGGAGAAGUUGUGGAGCCUAUGCAUAGGCGUAACCACACUUUGUUUGGUGCUGUUUGGACGAGUCUCAAGAAACAUGGACGAGAGAGCUUCUACGGCAAAGACAGAAGAGAUGCUAUGCAGCACAUGCCUUCUAGUAAUAAAAAUGGAGUGGACAAAGACGGACCGUCGCUGAGUACAAUGAUGCGACGUGAACUCGGUAUGGAUGGAAAGAUACCAGAAGAAGAAAUUAAACAAGAGGAUGGCAACCAAAGCGAUGAGGAAAUCGCGAUGCAGCCUCUUUUACACGGCAAGGACUCUGAAAAGAUAUUUAAAGCUAUCGAAAAAACGUCCAACGAUUUAAUGCAGACUAUGAGAAACAACUAUCGUGACAAAAGGACGAGACCUCUCAACAACGUGCCUUAUUGCAUAGAGAAUCCAGCGGAGAAUCUUAUUACUCGAGUACUGACAGAACAGGGGCUCGGCAAGUACUGUGACAAGGACUUCAUUCAGAGCACUUCACGCGAGAUGCAGGAAGCGCUCGACCUCACACAAGAGGAGAUGGAUACCGCUGCCAAUCAAAUUAUAUUGCAAGAGAGAAGGAUGGAUGCUGCCCAGGGCAGGCCCAACGAUGUGGAAAGCAUAUUGUCAAGACAAUAUCAUCCCUUCCAUCAACCUCCCAUGCAACCCCCACCAAGGAAAAAAUAGACCCCACGACUACUACAUUUGGAAUACUUUGUUACCCUCCCGGUUGACUACCGAGAGGGUUUGUUGCCCUCACCUGGGCUCGCAGGCCCACGGACCUUAGGGCUACAGGAGGACAAAAAAAAACUGAUUUUUUGAAGAAUAUUUUGUAAAUAAUAGCUUUUGGCUUUAAAGGUCCCAAUGUGUUUUUUCUAGAAAUUUCCCCCUAUGGGGCAUGAAAUGUUUGUGGUAAGAAAUGAAUUUUUAAAUGAAACAUUUUACCUAAUAUGUAUACAUAAUAUUGUACGCGGCUAUGUGCCUUAUAUAAAUAUGGAUAAAGGUGAAAAUUGUGCCAAAAAACAUGUUUUAAUCGCCUUAAAAUUUAAAUAUUGCGAUAUUUUCUGCUAUAAAAAAUAUUAUUAAAUAAUUAAAAGUAUAUAAAUAUAAAUGGUAUAUAAUAUAUAACGUGUAAAGAUUAUAUGGGUAUUAUUUUCGAGUAAAUCUAGUCAUAAUGUGCUUGCUUAAGUUUUAUCGUGAAAGUUUACUUAGUAUGGAUAAAUAUUUUAAAAUGAUGUAUUUUGUAUGAAACUAUACUUGUUAUUGUGAAUAAAAUGUUGGAAUGGAUUUUAA
Messenger RNA from Spodoptera frugiperda (fall armyworm), 6485 nucleotides. Its product is annotated as muscle calcium channel subunit alpha-1. Gene Ontology annotation, cellular component: voltage-gated calcium channel complex; membrane. Gene Ontology annotation, molecular function: high voltage-gated calcium channel activity. The transcript is spliced from 49 exons. The record is from RefSeq and is a predicted model, not a curated record. Lineage: Eukaryota; Metazoa; Arthropoda; Insecta; Lepidoptera; Noctuidae. Gene Ontology annotation, biological process: calcium ion import across plasma membrane. Bases 321 to 5879 code for a protein of 1852 amino acids.